AUGGUAGAAAAAUAUUAUAUGGUGGACUCUGGGUAUGCCAAUCAACCGGGUUUCUUGGCUUCCUACAGGGGUCAAUGGUACCACUUCCAAGAGUAUUGUAGGUCUUCUAGGCAACCCCGAGGUAGAGUGGAAAUAUACAAUCACAUGCACUCAUCUUUACGAAAUGUCAUUGAGCGUUGUCCCCGGGAUUCAUUCCCCAUUUUGAAGCAAAUGCCCCCAUAUAAGUUUGAAACUCAGGUUGCUAUUGUUUUAGCCUACUGCACACUUCACAACUUUAUAAGAAUGGAGGUGGAAGUAGAUGCAAUAUUUGAUGAUGAAGCUAUGGAGGCGUUAAUAGAUGAAAUAUUUGAAGAUAAGAAUGAUGAUGUUCAGGUUAAUGUGCCGCAAUCUCGGUCGCGACCAAUGGAUAUUUUACAUGAUCAUAUUUGUAGUAUUAUAUGGAAUACAAUUCAGCAUCCUUGA
Cornus florida is the source of this 462-nucleotide messenger RNA. RefSeq lists its product as uncharacterized. The transcript has a single exon. The coding region runs from base 1 to 462 and encodes 153 amino acids. Lineage: Eukaryota; Viridiplantae; Streptophyta; Magnoliopsida; Cornales; Cornaceae. The record is from RefSeq and is a predicted model, not a curated record.